Scaptodrosophila lebanonensis is the source of this 1959-nucleotide messenger RNA. RefSeq names its product prolyl 4-hydroxylase subunit alpha-1-like. Lineage: Eukaryota; Metazoa; Arthropoda; Insecta; Diptera; Drosophilidae. Gene Ontology annotation, cellular component: endoplasmic reticulum. Gene Ontology annotation, molecular function: iron ion binding; procollagen-proline 4-dioxygenase activity; protein binding. The transcript has 8 exons. Gene Ontology annotation, biological process: peptidyl-proline hydroxylation to 4-hydroxy-L-proline. Bases 132 to 1613 code for a protein of 493 amino acids. The record is from RefSeq and is a predicted model, not a curated record.
AAAUAAAUUAUAUUGACGUCAGCGGAACAAAUCAGCCAUGCUAAUUGGAGCUGUACAAAAGUUCGCAUUGUAGCGUUACUUGUACUUUUGAACAGUUUAGUGGAGCUUACUGAAAUAAAACGUACCUCGAAAUGGUAUUACCACUUUUUAUUUUAAGCCAAGUUUUGCUUUUUGGCAUGAAUAUUGGAGUAAUUGGAGGUCAGGAGGAAGUCAUAUACUCCACGUCUAUAUUGGGCUUGGCCGAGUUAAAAAAGGUUGAGGAAUUGUAUAUAGCGAGGUUGGUUAACUAUACGGAUGCACUGCAAAAAAAGGUAGAGGCGCUGAAAACAUUUAUUGAAACCGUAAACCAAACUAAAUUCGAAACGGUAGAAGAGCGUAUGAAGUUUGUUUCAAAUCCAUUGAAUGCUUUUGGACUUGUUCGACGAGUGCAUGUUGAUUUGCAAAAGAUCCAAAAGUACAUCAAAAAGAGGGCCUCUAAAGAUCUUAGGGAAAUGGAAAACCUAUUAGCUAAAGCACCCUCUGAUGACGAUAUGAACGAGGCGUUAAAAGGCAUGCAUCGCAUACAGAAGAUAUACGAUCUGCAGGCUACAGAUUUAUUCAAAGGAUUGCUUUCGGGCGUACAAUACAAUGCCCGAUUAUCUUCGUACGAUUGCUUAGCUAUAGCCGACUAUAUAUUCAACAAAACGGAGUACACUAGGGCCGCUGAAUGGUAUAAGGUGGGGCUCUAUUAUUUCAAGCCAAUUGUCAACAGGAUACUGAAGCAAAUAUUUAACAUUGACCAUCUGGAUACUCGCAAAAAGUAUCUGCUGUGCCGAUUGAAAAUAAAUGGUCCUAAACGUACGCAACAGUUUCUCGCCGAACUCACAAAGGAGCCAAAAGCAUUUGUGCAAGAGACGCUACCAACAACAAUGGAGCUGGGUUGCCGGGAACUCUUCGCGAAAAGAAACAGAAUGAGGUGUCGCUAUAAUUUCACGACUACACCAUUUCUCCGUUUGGCGCCAAUGAAAAUGGAAGAGAUCAGCAGGUAUCCACCCAUCUGGCUGUACCAUGAUGUGAUUUCUGAUAGCGAUAUAGCCACUUUGACAAGCUACUCUUUGUCGGAUUUGAGUCAGGGUUGGACCGAUCAGUAUAAAAAAGAAAAUGAAAAGGAACGUACUUUUCAGACGACACCCUAUUAUAGUGAUGGUGGGCCCUUAGAUAAACGCCUUCAUUCACGCAUAGUGGAUAUGACAGGUCUUGAUGUUGGCUCAAGAACAAACUUUAAAGUUGCUAAUUACGGUCUCGGUGGCUAUUUUCCGAAUCACACCGAUUUUUUGAACAUUACGAAGCAUCCGAGUAAAUACUAUAAUAAUAAGGUAGAUGAUCGGUUGGCAACAGUAAUAUUUUAUAUUGGAGAUGUGCCUCAAGGCGGAAAUAUUGUAUUUCCACGCGCUAGAAUCUCGGUUCGGCCUCAAAAGGGAACUGCUUUAUUUUGGUAUAAUUUGCACAACGACGGGAAACCAAAUAUGUUAUCAGAGCAUACCGUAUGUCCCGUUAUUGUAGGCAACAAAUGGACCUUGACAAGCAGCAUUCUGGAAAGAGAGCAAAUGUUCUUGAAACCGUGCUACAAAUAGCUGUCGAGUGUUCUGUAAAUAGUAGCCUGGCACUAACAUCGGGGUCCUGGACGGUAGUAAUCGAAAACUGCUGAUGACAUAAAUAGGCUUUCUGUUUAUCUUACGAGUCAUUUCCGGUCGAACAUGCAAAUAGUUUGCUGAAAAUAUCGUUAUAUUUCGCAGAAAAAGAAUUUAUUUUAAUGAAGUACAAUCUUAUACCUAAACAUAACUUAAUUUUUUUAAGAUGUUGGUGGAUCUUUUUGUGACCUUGUUUUAAAACAAAUUUAAACUAAUUGUUUAUACAUAUUUACUGUAUAUCCAAACAUAAGAAAAACGAGAGGUGGAAAUAUAAUUAUAUAAAAAUAUA